Messenger RNA from Malaclemys terrapin pileata, 4473 nucleotides. RefSeq names its product diphthamide biosynthesis 7 (gene DPH7). The transcript has 10 exons. The record is from RefSeq and is a predicted model, not a curated record. Lineage: Eukaryota; Metazoa; Chordata; Testudines; Emydidae. Gene Ontology annotation, molecular function: protein binding. Bases 208 to 1158 code for a protein of 316 amino acids.
CGUCCCGCCUCCCCCAUCAGCCCCGCCUCCCGCUAGCUGAGCGCUCAGGCUGACCUGGAAGCAGAUGGGUGGAGCCGAGCUCUCCCCGCCGGUUACUCGGUGUGGGGGUCCCUGAGCGCUGCAAGGCCAAACUGCGGCGCUGUCCCAGCUCGGGGGAGCGGCCCGGGUCUCCCGCUGCGCGCUGAGGCAGGAUGAGCAUGUGCUGACAUGACAUUGCAGUGCAAGUCUCAGACUCUUCAAGUGGUAGACACUGAAUACAGUGCAGAUGCUGUGGAGUGGUGCCCUGUGGAAGGCUGGCACAGCAUCCUGGUUUGUGGCACCUACCAGCUAAAGAAACCUGAUAGAAAGCCUGGUGUAAACCCCAGUGAGAGUGAUGAGCCCCACACACGGCUGGGUCGCCUCUACAUGUAUCACUACAGUGAAGAGCAGCCUUUCAUCCCACUGACUGAAAUUCAAAGGAUUGAAACUGCCGCCAUCCUAGACAUCAAAUGGUGCCACGUUCCCGUUGCAGAACAUCCCAUGUUGGGCAUUGCAAAUGCCAAGGGAACUGUGGAGCUCUGCCACCUGACUGGAAGUGAGAAGAACAGCUGCAUGUUGGAGCCACUCUGCGGUGUUGAUUUAGGAGCACAAUGCAUUGCCUUGUCUCUGGACUGGUCCACAGGACGGGAGCAGUGUGGGCACCCACUGAGAGUAAUCAGCAGUGAUUCAAAGGGGAAGCUGAACCUACUGUCAAUAGAUGAGUCUGCUCCUUCUGUGCACAUCCUCAGCCAGUGGAAGGCUCACAACUUUGAGGCCUGGAUUGCUGCUUUUAAUUACUGGGACACAGACAUUGUGUAUUCAGGUGGAGAUGACUGCAUGCUGAGGGGCUGGGACACCAGGCGCUGCCCAGAAAUGCCUAUCUUCACCAGCGAGAGACAUUCAAUGGGCGUGUGCAGCAUUCAGUGCAGUCCACACCGGGAGUAUCUUCUGGCUACAGGAAGCUAUGACGAACAUGUUCUCCUGUGGGACACCAGGAAUAUGAAGCAGCCAUUGGCAGACACCCACGUUGAGGGUGGAGUUUGGAGGCUGAAGUGGCACCCAACACGUGAGCACUUGCUGUUGGCUGCUUGCAUGCAUAAUGGAUUCAAAAUCCUUGACUGCCAAGGAAGUAUGGUGUAGCUACCAGAAAGACAUUCCCUUGCUUGAAGAGUUCACUGCCUGACUGACAACGAUCAAGACAGGACCCUGAGGAGAACAACAUCUGGAAAGAAAGGGAUGCAAAAGGUGACUUAGCAUACAUUGUUCAGUUUAACAGAGAUUUGCUGUUGGGGAAACUUCCCCUUUCUCCAUCCCUGCUAAUAAUGAUAUCCCUUUCUACUACCCAAAAUAAUCUGAGUCAACUACUGCACCAUGCUCUCUAGUGGGUUGCUGAAAGUGCACUGAUAGUGAUCCUCCUCAGAUGGUGGACAUUCUGCUCAGCAGCUAGCUCACUCUGUCUGUAGCUUCAAUGAUGAGUUUAACAGUCUAACCCCUACUUUGAUUGGCUCCUAUAUUCAGCCUUUCAGUUUUUUGCCCAAUAUGCCCUCCUCAUCCUUAAGUUGCUGUAUAGCCUGUGAUGGCUUUGUCUUCCAAGAGCUGCAGCAUUGUCUGAAUUCCUACUGUCCUUAGUGCACUGAAUAAUAUCAGUUAAAUCCAAUGACACUAUUCUUGUAGGGCUAGAAGGAUUCUGUCCUUAAUCUAAUUUGAAAGGACUUUAAUACUUUUUCAUUGGCAUGUCAGUGACUUAAGAGCUUGUAGCACAUUUGGAGCUUGUGAAGCUUUGCAUAGUGUUCACAGAAUGUGCUCACAUCUAUGUAAUUUGCUAGAAUGGAAAGUGCUUUGUAUUGUUCGGUCUUACAAAAACCACUUGAUGAAUCCAUAACAGAUGUCCAACCAUUUCAAGCUUAUAGCAGGAUAGCUGUGAGCUGAAAAACCAUUCUAGAUAACAUUUAUUUCCCAGGACCCUUGUGCUUCAGAACUCCUGAGUGGAGCUGGGUGAUUGGAUUUUUUUGUUACUGGCUAUUCUGAAAACAUUAUUUCAGGUUGAACCACAAACAAAGUGUUUCAAAACUUUUGCUGAAUCAAAAAUUCCAAUAUUGGGCAUUUUGACAUGUAAAGGAGUAUUAGAUUUAUAAAAUGGCCAGGGCAGGACUCCCCCCAUUAUAACCUUUACCCUACUGGUUGCAGUGUUUCCCCAAUACUGGGUCUGAACAAUGGGACGUAGGAAGGGUCAAGAUGGUGCCCCACAGGUGCUUCCUGUGACGAAGUGGGGGAUUUUCUGGGUUUUUCCUUGUUUUCCAAUGGUUUGCAUGCAAAGAGGGUGGGACUCAGUUUCCCUGGGUGUUACUGGUUUAACGAAGGAGGGGAGAGGGACUUUGUUGUGACAGAGGACUGGAGAGGGAACUUGAGACCCCAGCCAAUGGCCUGGAGGAUGGAUACCCCAGCGACUGGUGACCCGGAGACCCAGCAGCUGGUUCUGGCCAGUAGGAGGACAAUGGGCUAUGAAGAGAGGACCACAUAACCUAACCAGUUGCUUCCAGCCAGAGGGGGCCAGAGGACAGGAGGCCGAGGCGACCCUGUUUCCUGGAGAGAAGACAAUGGACAGAGGCGGGGCUUGGGGCCGGUGAUCUUAGAUGCCCAGCUGGGAAGCAGGGGGGCUCUGGGCUGGAGAUGGGGAGCAGGCAGAGCCCACCUGGAUGCAGGGAGAGACUGGAAUGUGCUGUGCGGAGAGAGGCCAGGCUUGAGGGUCAGAGUUUCCUGUGCUGUGUUCAAUGCUCAAUAAACCCUCCUGUUUUACACUGGCUGAGAGUCACUGUGCUCUAGAGAACAGGGUUGCAUCAACCCCUUCGGGGGUGGAGGCCUGAGGGGUCCAGAGCGAGUGGACUCCCUGAGGGGGCCCACGGCAGAGACAGACGUGCUAAGGCUCAGAGAGGUGCGGCUCCAGGAGACGGAGGGGCUUAACUCCCGAGAAGGGCUGUCUCACUGAAAGGGGCACCCCCCACGGACCGCACGGGGCCAAGAGUGGGCAUGAUCUGUGAGUCUGACACUCCCCACCUUUCCAAUAGGCAGCAGCAGCAUGAAGGAAAGCCUCUGAGACACACAUGUGAAACAGGAACAGCUACUGACUAUUUGGCUCAAGUCACUUCCUCUGUGCUGCUGCCUAGAUCCUGCUCUGGGCAGCAGGCAGUGGGGUGGGAAGAGGUAUCUGGGUACUAGCCACACAGAAGGAAUGGCAAGAGCCAGCAAGUGGACAGUCAGCAGCCUGGAAGCAAUUGCAGUCCAGCUGUGAGGGGAGAGGAGCUGACCAGGGCUGCAGGGAGAGCAAGAGCAAAGGAGAGCCAAGCAGGAGGUUUGGGGGCCAGAGGGCUGCAGGACUCAGUAGGAGGGACAGGACUAGGGGACUGAGGAGAGGGGGAGUAGUAGUAAUAAUGGUGGGUCCCCCAAAAAGACACAAUGCAGAUGGUUGGUCACUUUAGUAAAAAGUUUGGGAAAUACUGGAUUCAGGGUACUCACCUGGGUUCUGUUCCUCUCUCUGCCUGUUGUGGAGAAGAAAUUUGAAUUUGGGUGUCCCACAUUGCAGGAGGAUGCCCUAGCCAGAGACUUGGUGGGAUAACUCACAUGACUGGAGUACUGUCAUGGAUGGAUAUAAAUUGUUCAGGAAGGACAGGCAGGGCAGAAAAGGUGGGGGAGUUGCGUUGUAUGUAAGAGAGGAGUAUGACUGCUCAGAGCUCCGGUAUGAAACUGCAGAAAAACCUGAGAGUCUCUGGAUAAAGUUGACAGGCCAAACCGGACAGUCUUUACGCAAAAGAAUUAAUGGACACAAAUCUGACAUCAGGAAUCAAAAUACUCAAAAACCAGUGGGAGAACACUUUAACCUGUCUGGUCAUUCAGUGACAGACCUGCGGGUGGCUAUAUUACAACAGAAAAACUUCAAAAACAGACUCCAAAGAGACACUGCUGAGCUAGAAUUGAUAUGCAAACUAGACACAAUCAACUCCGGUUUGAAUAAGGACUGGGAAUGGCUGAGCCAUUACAAACAUUGACUCUAUCUCCCCUUGUAAGUACUCUCACACUUAUUAUCAAACUGUCUGUACUGGGCUAGCUUGAUUAUCACUUCAAAAGUUUUUUUUCUCUUAAUUAAUUGGCCUCUCAGAGUUGGUAAGACAACUCCCACCUGUUUAUGCUCUCUGUACGUGUGUAUAUAUAUCUCCUCAAUAUAUGUUCCAUUCUAUAUGCAUCCGAAGAAGUGGGCUGUAGUCCACGAAAGCUUAUGCUCUAAUAAAUUUGUUAGUCUCUAAGGUGCCACAAGUACUCCUGUUCUUCUUUUUGUGGAUAAAGUUGAGAAGUGUGAGCAACAAGGGUGAUGUCGUGGUGGGAGUCUGCUAUAGACCACCAGACCAGGGGGAUGAGGUGGAUGAGACUUUCAACUAAUAGAAGUAAAAAAAAAAAAAACCU